AUGUAACUACCCAAAAUACCAUCGAGUUAAAGGAAGGGCAUGUUACGAGUGCGGGAAAUGUGGUCAUCAAAUAUAUCCCAAAACCAACACAUUGAUGAAAGGUACCAAAUUACCCAUGCGCGAUUGGUUCUUCGCACUUUACUUCUUUACCCAAUCAAAGAAUUCUAUUAGCUCUCUGGAGGUGGCUUCUCACCUCGGAAUAACCCAGAAAAUUGCUUGGGCAUUAACCAAAAAAUUGCAGGCUUUGACAAAAGAAACAAAUAGAGACAAAUUCACCGGAAUAGUUGA
This is a messenger RNA of Stylonychia lemnae, 288 nucleotides long. The record is from the annotation of a GenBank genome assembly. Lineage: Eukaryota; Ciliophora; Spirotrichea; Sporadotrichida; Oxytrichidae.